Molecule: messenger RNA, 3356 nt
Organism: Ostrinia nubilalis (European corn borer)
Lineage: Eukaryota; Metazoa; Arthropoda; Insecta; Lepidoptera; Crambidae
Exons: 3
Coding region: 637-1239 (200 amino acids)
Source: RefSeq, a predicted model, not a curated record
UGGCAACACUAAGUUGUGGAAUUUAUAUUUUGUGUAAUGGCAAUGUUUCUCUCUCUCUCGUCUCGGCUCCCACGAAUACACAAGUGUGUUAUCUGAAGAUUGUGUUUUAAUCAAGAAACCCGCAGUAUCCAGCCCUAUCAUACACAAAUACGCGCGCGGCCGCGCCUCAUGGUCCUUCGAGAUAUUUAUGAAGAUCUGUGGGUUGACCAGAAACCACUUGUAAAAAACGCAAGUAUUCGCAAUUUGGGAAGCACAACAAGGACGCCAUUUUCGUUCAUUCGUCGUUUGGGUCGCAAUUCGCUCAGCAUCCAAUCAAGCAGCACGCAACAAAUCGCAACCAGGUGGCGCUGUAACCGCAAACCCGAUUCGUGCCGAUUGUGGUGUCGACCAUCGCCGAAGAAAGAAAAGGACGCAAAACUUGCAACGAGACCGAGUGCAAGCAGGACGGCAAGAACUUCGUGCAACACCUUCAAUCUCAGUUCAUUCGCCAAUUUUGCCAUUUCCGCCAUUUUGUGUUUCGCCCUUUUGUAAGCGGUUAAAUUAUUGUAAUUGACGCAACUAUUUUAAGUUAAGCAUAGUUAUAAGCGUGAAUUUGUGUGAGAAGUUUAUCCAUUGUGGUGAAAAGGAAGUUUAAACAUGGAGGAAGGAUUAAAACAGAAACUUGCUUCGCGAGGUUACCUAAAAGGUACGAUCACAAGAUUGCUACAAGUUUGUGAACAAGAUUUAUCUUCACAUUCAAUCGAAAUCUUAGAAGCAAAACGUGUCAGACUUGAAACAUCUUUCGCAGCGUACGAAAAGCUCAACCAAGAAAUAUUGUACUUGGAUGAAAAUGACAGCGAAAACGUCGAAACAACUGAAAGCAACUAUUUCGCUAUUCUAACAAAGCUAGACUCAGAAAUUAAAAAAAAGAUGUCAACUUCCUCCAUGCAAGCCUCCAAGUCACCUCACCAUAAUAUAACUAAGUUACCGCCAAUUACAAUCCAAACUUUCAAUGAUAACUCAACGGCAAAGGCGUACCAACUUGGGCGCUGUAUGGAAAUGGAGCCCAAACUUGAAGAUUUCUUGCUAUUCAUCGAGAAGCAAGCAAUGGCGCUGGAGAAUACUGAGCAGGGUCACACUUCCAACAACAACAAGGUGGUGGUGACUCACAUGACUACAGCAGCAUGCGGAUACUGUGCUCAUACCGAGCCAAGGAGGGGCACCUCGCGAGCUGACGGCGUUGCCCACGCAAGCGCCUGAGUCUACUGGGUCUCUGGCUCGUGAGCAACAAAGCAGCAACUACUCGUCAACUGCCACAAAGGAUAAUUCAGCUAAGCUAUUCAUAACCAAUACCCACUUCGGAAACAUUAUUGCAGGUACUGUCUCUCCUUUUCAAUUACCUAAACAAUGCCACAAAGUUGUUCUCAAAUGUGAGUUAGGGUUGAGUGACACUAUUGCUAACUUUUGGAGUACUGAAAAGGUCCCAGAAGUAUAUCCUGAGCAUUCUUCUGAGCAUGAACAGUGUGAGCAAAUAUUUAAAGAGUCCGUUCAGUUGAAAGACAGUAGAUUUCAAGUUGCAUUACCUUUAAAGUUACCUUUACCUCAAAUUAAUGACGUCCUUGGCGAAUCUUUUCAUUUGGCUCUCAAACGGUUCUAUAAUUUAGAAAAAAGGCUACAUGCAAAUCCUGAGUUAUUCAUGCUAUACAAAAAUUUCAUUCAUGAAUACUUAGCACUAAAUCAUGGUCACUACAUAGACAUUGAAAGUUAUGAUUUGAUGAAACAACCUGUUUAUUUUCUGCCACAUCAUGCGGUAAUAAAUGACAAUAGUAAAACUACUAAACUCAGAACUGUGUUUGAUGGUUCUAUGAAGUCAAGCAAUAAAGUAUCAUUAAAUGACUUACUAUUAAAUGGGCCUGUAGUUCAAAGAGAAUUAUUUGACAUAAUAUUGUUAUUUCGAUUAGGUGAUUAUACUUUCACUGCUGACAUCAAGCGCAUGUUUCGCAAUAUAAAAGUAGAUCCGGAAUACACUUCUCUUCAGAAUAUACUAUGGAGGGACGAUCCCACCGAGUCAGUGCAAUGCAUUCGAUUAGAUACUGUAACGUACGGGUUGAAAAGCAGUACAUACAUUGCCACUCGCUGUUUAGAUGAGCUAGCAAAUAGAUAUAGGGACGAAUUUCCUCUAGCCUCAUCCAUAAUUAAAAAUAAUGUGUAUUGUGAUGAUAUUUUAUUUUCUCACAAUGAUCUCGAAACUGUGUUUGCGGCACGUGACGAAUUGCGUAGAUUAUUGUCACUAGGUAGUUUUGAAACUCACAAAUGGAGCUCCAAUGACAGUCAAGUUCUAUCUGAUAUACCAAUCAAUGACUUGCAUUUUGAUAGUCUUGAUUUGCAAAAAGACAACUUUAAUAUGAAGGCUUUAGGUCUUACAGUAAAUGUGAAGCAUGAUCACUUCAUAAUAUCUUCACCACAGCCAUUUGAUUCAAACAAAAUCACUAAGAGAACUAUUUUGAGUUAUAUAGGCAAAUUCUAUGAUCCAAUGGGUUUUGUUAGUCCUAUUAUUGUCUCAGCCAAGUCUAUAAUGCAAAAACUUUGGCUGCAAAAAUUAGAGUGGAAUGACAGUCCCCAACCUGAGGUGUGUCAGGAGUGGCAAUCUUUUACAGCUGACUUAGCUGCAAUGAAACCAAUUUUAUUACAAAGAAAUUUAAGCAUUUCAGACGUUGACACAGCUGAAUUAAUCGGAUUCGCAGACGCAUCCAGUACGACUGGCUACGGCUGCUGCGUAUACCUUCGCUGGUCCAGCCCCACAGGUACUGUGAAUGUGCAAUUACUCUGCUCGAAGUCGCGCAUCAAUCCUAUACAAAAGAAAGGUAUGACUGUGCCAAAGUUAGAGCUAAAUGCUGCACUCAUACUUUCAAAGUUAAUUUUUAAAGUUUAUGAUGUUCUUAAAACAAAAAUUAAAAUUAGUAAUGUUUACUUAUUUACCGAUUCUAAAAUAGUCCUUGCAUGGCUUAGUACCGAUCCAACAAUGCUCAAAGCAUAUGUUGCAAACAGAGUAAUUGCCAUUCGCCAAACCUGCGAUCAAUGGGACUGGCUGUAUGUGAAGUCAGCUGACAAUCCUGCGGAUCUUGUAAGUCGCGGAACCAAGCCAGGUGAAUUGCUAGGGUGUGAUUUGUGGUGGCAUGGUCCUCAAUUUCUUCAAACUAGCGAGCUUGACUUUUCCUCUUGCUAUACGGGUCUACCUGUCGACUUACCUGAAGUGAAACUCUGCUCAGCCUUCUCCUGUAACGUUGUGUGUGACGAUUUCGAUCAGCUUGCAUUUAUAUUUCAGCGUUUGCAUGAUUGCUCAGAUAUACAUAAAAUGACUAGGUUUUUAGCUUAUA